Molecule: messenger RNA, 1323 nt
Organism: Lachancea mirantina
Lineage: Eukaryota; Fungi; Ascomycota; Saccharomycetes; Saccharomycetales; Saccharomycetaceae
Source: the annotation of a GenBank genome assembly
AUGAAUUACAUGAAAAAUCUACUCGAAGAUAUUCAUUACUAUCGUUCCCUCAUCUUGCGAGUAAGUCGGUUUAUGGAUGAGGAACUCAACAUUUAUACUGCCAAAUUCAUAACGAAGAAUGAUUCAGGUGGUGCGGAUUGUGGAGAUUCCGAAGGAAGGCCAGAAAUCGCGAGCGUUCUGAAUAGGGAAGACUCGAGUAGCCCUAGACCGAAGAUAUACUUUUGUGAUUACGAUGGUUGCGUAAAGUCUUUCACUAGGCCUUCUCUGCUUACCGAGCACCAGCUCUCUGUACAUCAGGGCAUAAAGUCCUAUAAGUGUGACCAGUGUGAGAAGGCUUUUGCCAAAAAAAGUCAUUUAGAAAGGCACAUGUACUCGCACGCGAUUGACAAGCCAUUUAAAUGCUCUGUGUGUGGGAAAGGGGUGACGACUAGACAGCAAUUAAAGCGUCACGAGGUGACGCAUACCCUUUCCUUCAAAUGCACUUAUGAGGGGUGUGGGGAACGAUUUUACAAGCAUCAACAUCUCAGGGCACAUAUACUUUCAGUUCAUUUGCAGAAGCUUAAAUGUCCUCAUUGCGGGAAGCAAUUCCAGCGACCUUACCGCUUAAAUAAUCAUUUGGCGAGGCAUCACAAUCCAGAAAGCCAAUUGGUGUAUCAGUGCACAUACCGGUCAUGUGUCUGCGCUUUUAAGACGUGGACAGCUCUACAACAACACAUAAAAGAAGACCAUCCCAAACUGCUAUGCUCAGUGUGUGGUAAAGCAUGUGUUGGUGAACAGGGUCUCGAGAUGCAUAUGUUGAUUCACGAUGACUCGCAAGUGAUAAAAAAGUGGAAAUGUGAAAUAUGCGAUGAAAUUUAUUUUGCCAAAAAGGCUAUGCUAUUUUCGCAUUAUGCAGAGACCCAUCCAGGGGUUCUUCCGGCUCAGAACUUGGAAGAAAGAGAACAGGUAGUUCAAAAUGAAGAAAGUUCUUUGGCGAGUACAAUUUCGAACAAAGAUAAUAAUACUUCGAAAACAAGCCACAAAAGCGAUAUACCUUCUAUCAAGACAGAACUCCUGCUAGAAAGCUACCUGGAGAAGGGCAACUCUGCUAUCGGCUUGCUGCUGAAUUCAGUAGGGCGAAAGCAUAAGUGCCCAUUUCCAAGGUGUUACCGGACGUUCAAAAGCCAAGAGCGAUUCGAAAUGCAUCUUGACAAGCACAGAAUUCAUGAAUUCAAAUUGCAGAUGCUACGCGAUGACAGCCAAAAAGAUCACCUACCGAUAAAUGAAUCGCAAUUGCCACACCGGGCCACUGAAGGCGAUUCUGAUGAAUCAGUUACUCAUUGA